Molecule: messenger RNA, 4353 nt
Organism: Telopea speciosissima
Lineage: Eukaryota; Viridiplantae; Streptophyta; Magnoliopsida; Proteales; Proteaceae
Product: disease resistance protein RUN1-like
Exons: 6
Coding region: 1-4353 (1450 amino acids)
Biological process (GO): defense response; signal transduction
Molecular function (GO): ADP binding
Source: RefSeq, a predicted model, not a curated record
AUGGCAGAUCAUCAGGCCUCCUCCUCUUCUGGUUCGAGUUAUGAAGUGUUUUUGAGCUUUCACGGCGAAGACGUUCGCACCAAUUUCGCUGACCAUCUCUACCAUGCUUUGGAUGGGGCUGGGAUUCGAACUUUUAGGGACGAGGAUGAACUACCCAAGGGAGACACCAUUGGCCCAAAGCUACUCGCUGCAAUCCGGCAGUCCAUAAUCUCUAUUCCCAUCUUCUCGAUGAAUUAUGCAUCGAGCAAAUGGUGUCUCAAUGAGCUAACCCAGAUUUCUGAAUGCAGAAGAAGCCCAAUGAAUCAAAUUGUCUUUCCCAUUUUCUACAAAGUCGAACCAAGGGAUGUACGAACCGGGAAAGAAAUAGAUGCGAAAGCCUCUGAUGAGGAAUACCAGAUGCGCUUCGACAAAUACCAGACUGGCUUCAACGAAAUCUAUGCGAAAGCCUUUGAAGAACACCAGAUGCGCUUGAAUACCGAAGAAGAAACUCUGCAAAAGUGGAAAAAGGCUGUGAGAGAGGUUGGAGAAUUGAAUGGAUGGCAUCUGAAGGAGGAACAGAUUAGUUUGGGUUUUGGAGUACCUGAGAAACAACUAAUUGCGUUAAGUGCCAACAAGAUGUAUGAAGGGAAGUUAGUAAAACAAGUUGCCAAAACAGUUCGGAGUACAUUGAACAAGAGACUCACAUAUGUUUCUGAUAGGCUAGUUGGAAUUGAAUCUCAUAUAAAAGAAAUGUUGAUGCGAUUAGAUAUUGAAUCUAACGACAUAAAGAUUGUGGGAAUCCAUGGCCUCGGUGGCAUUGGAAAGACAACAAUUGCUAGGGCUGUCUGCAAUACAAUCCUUAGUAAGUUUGAAGAGUAUACAUUUAUUGAAAACAUUCGAGAGAAGGCUGAAAAGUAUGGGAUUUGCUAUCUGCAAAACCAACUUAUCACAGGUAUCUUUAAAAAGGGAAAUCUAAAUAUUGCUGAUGUGGAUACUGGAAUUAAAGUGAUCAAGGAAAGAUUUUGCACAAAAAAAGUUCUUUUUGUUCUUGAUGAUGUGGAUAAAGAUCAAGCAAAGUUUUUGGCUGGGGACCGCGAAUGGUUUGGCGUUGGAAGUAAGAUCAUUAUCACAAGCAGAAAUAAGAAUGUUUUAAUUGCUCAAAACACAGAUGCGAUUUAUGAGCCGGAGGAAAUGGCUUUUGAUGAUUCUCUUAAAGUUUUUAGUCAUUAUGCAUUUGGAAGGGACCAACCUCUAGAAGAUUAUGUGGGCCUCUCAGAAGCCAUGGUAAAAACUACUGGAGGACUUCCCUUGGCUCUUCAAGUUACAGGUUCAUCUUUAUUUAAGAAGGAAAAAUCAGUAUGGAAUGGCAUGUUAAAGAAGUUGCAAAAAGAUCCCAAUAGAGAUGUUAUGAAAAGCUUGAAAAUAAGUUAUGAUGGAUUAGAAUAUACGGAGCAACAAAUGUUUCUUGAUACUGCUUGUUUUUUCAUCGGAAUGAAUAAAGACUUUGCAUGUCAUAUAUGGGAAGGGUGUGAUUUUUCUCCAGAUGUAGGGCUUGAUGUUCUUUGUGCAAAGUCUUUGAUAAUGAUUAGUGAAGAUGGUAAGCUAAGGAUGCAUGAUGUGCUGCGGGAUCUUGGAAAGGAUAUUGUUUGUCGAGAGAGCAUAAAAAAUCCAGGGGAGCGUAGUCGAAUAUGGUCUCAUAAGGAAGUCAUGGAUGUACUGGUAAAACAGACGGGAACAUGUAAUUGUGAAGGACUCAUUAUUGACUUCUGUAGCGCAUCAAGUAGCAAAUGUCUGAUGAGUGAAGGAUUUGCUUCAAUGGCUGAACUAAGAUUACUCCAAGUUGAUUAUGCAAAAUUUUCUGGGAACAUCACCAAUUCUUUUUCAGAACUCAGAUGGCUUAGUUGGAGAGGAUGCCCUAAACAAUAUGCACUAACCAAUUUUUAUCCACAAAAACUGGUUGUUCUUGAUCUAUCAUACAGUAAGAUUACAGAAAAUUGGACGGGUUGGAAAUGCAUCAAGGUGGCAGUAAAUCUAAAAGUUCUAAGUCUCUCGUCUUGUUAUCAACUAUCUAGUACUCCUGAUGUUUCAGCAAAUCAACAGUUGGAGGUAUUGAUUCUUACAGAGUCUAAAAUUUUGGUUUGGAUCGACACAUCUAUUGGUCAUCUCAGGAACUUAGUCACAUUAGAUAUGGGUGGCUGCAAGAGUCUACUGGAUCUCCCAAUUGAAAUUUGUCAAUUGAUUUAUCUCAAAUCACUUGAUUUACGGCGGUGCAGAAGUCUAAAUGAGCUGCCGGAGAAAUUGGACCGCAUGACCUCCUUGACAACACUUCGCAUAAGUGGUUGUGAAAAACUUGAAUCGCUUCCAAAUCUUCCUUCUAGUUUAGAAUAUUUUGAUGCUUCUGGUUGUGUGUUGAUAAGAUCACUCCCAAUGCUUUCAAACCUAAAAAAUCUACAAAACCUGUCCCUUCGAGGAUGGAAGAAGCUUCUACACAUCUCAGGUCUUCCCUCAAGUUUGACUAGCCUUGAUAUUAGUGGCUGCUCUUCAAUUAGAGACAUAUCAGGUCUUUCCUCCACAAGUUUGACCAGCCUUGAUGCCAGUGAAUGCUCCUCAAUUCAAGAAAUCUCAGGUGGUUUUCCAUCAAGUUUGACCAGCCUUAAUCUUAGGAGUUGCACUUCAAUUACAUACAUCUCAGAUCUUUCCUCCACAAGUUUGACCAGCCUUGAUGCCAGUGAAUGCUCCUCAAUUCAAGACAUCCCUGAUCUUCCAUCAAGUUUGAUCAGCCUUGAUCUUAAGUUUUGCACUUCAAUUCAACGCAUCUCCUGUCUUCCCUCAAGUUUGACCAGCCUUGAUGCUAGACAUUGCAAGUCAAUGGUAAAACUAUCAUGUAGUACUAAUACAUCAUCAUCAGGAGGAGGCUUGAGAAAUUUAAAGACAUUAGAUCUUUAUGAUUGCAGCAGCCUGGAAGAAAUUGAAGGUGUUGACCAUAAAUUGGGCUCCUUGGAGAUCUUCAAAAUUGAAUCGUGCAAAUCAUUAAAAAAAAUAAAGCUGACAGGCUUGAAAAAUCUGGUGACUUUUUGUUUCAGUAAGAACGACCAUAUGUCCGAUUUUGAAGGGGAAGGGAUGGACUCUCUGGAGAUACUGGACAUUGAGAAUUGCGAAUCAAUAGGAAAAAUACCAUAUCUCCCAGAUUCGAAAAGGCUAUCGAUACUGAGAAUCGAUAAUUGUCCGAAAUUAACGGAGAUUGAGCGGCUUGAGGACUAUGAAUACUUGAGACAUUUAUCAAUUAAUGGGGCCACAUCAUUAAAGACAAUGCUGAAUAUCUCAGCCCUGAAGAACCUGGAGCAUUUUACAUUCAAGAAGUGCCACUCGAUUGAAAGAUUACCUCAUCUGUCAAACUUAAACAAGUUGAUUCAUCUAUAUAUUUAUCCUGGCGGUGGUGACAGAUGGGCAAGAUUACCGGAUCUUUCAAACUUAAAAAACCUCAAGUGUCUUGGUAUUGGAGACUGCAAGAAUGUAGCCGAGAUUCAUGGUAUUGACCGAUUGGAAAACUUGGCGAGUUUGGAAAUUUGCGGCUGCGAGUCCUUGGCAAGAUUACCGGAUCUUUCAACCUUACAAAACUUGAAGGUGCUAUGGAUUAGUGGUUGCAACAAUCUAGCCGAAAUACUUGGUAUUGACAGAAUGGAAAUCUUACAGAAUUUGGAAAUUAGUGGCUGUGAGUCCUUGGAAAGAUUACCAGGUCUUGCAAACUUAAAAAGCUUGGAGAAUCUAAGGAUUAAAGACUCAAAGAAUCUAGCCGAGAUUCAUGGUAUUGAAGGAUUGGAAAUAUUACAAAACUUGGUAAUUAGCGGCUGCGAGUCCUUGGAAAGAUUACCGGAUCUUUCAAACUUAAAAAAAUUGAGGAAUCUAGAGAUUGAAGGCUGCAAGAAUCUAGCCGAGAUUCAUGGUUUUGGCAGAUUGGAAAUCUUACAGAAUUUGGAAAUUAGUGGCUGCAAGUCUUUGGCAAGAUUACCGGAUCUUUCAAACUUAAAAAACUUAAAGGGUCUAUGUAUUAGUGGCUGCAAAAAUCUAACCGAGAUUCAUGGUGUUAAAGGAUUGAAAAUAUUAGCGAAAUUGGUAAUUAGCAACUGUGAGUCCUUGGAAAGAUUACCGGAUCUUUCAAACUUGAGUCGUCUAGAGAUUAGAGGUUGCAAGAAUCUGACCGAGAUUCAUGGGGUUUGCAGAUUGGAAUUCUUGAACUAUUUGGAAAUUAGAAACUGCGAGUCCAUGGAAAUAUUACCGGAUCUUUCAAACUUACAAAACUUGAGGCGUCUAGAGAUUAGCGACUGCAAGAAUCUACCCGAGAUUCAUGGCGUUUUGUUUUUUGUUUCCAUUUGA